Messenger RNA from Mauremys reevesii (Reeves's turtle), 5219 nucleotides. RefSeq names its product receptor-type tyrosine-protein phosphatase kappa-like. The transcript has 34 exons. Bases 136 to 4971 code for a protein of 1611 amino acids. The record is from RefSeq and is a predicted model, not a curated record. Gene Ontology annotation, biological process: protein dephosphorylation. Gene Ontology annotation, molecular function: protein tyrosine phosphatase activity; protein binding. NCBI's taxonomy places the organism in Eukaryota, Metazoa, Chordata, Testudines, Geoemydidae.
UUGCACCACAUGCGAUUUCUGUGUGUCUGGCUGUUUCCUUUCUUCGCUGGUCUCUGUCACGCUGAGCUCACACAGGAGCUGAGCUGAGAGGCAGAGCGCGUGGGGCUGAGCUCUGCCCCGGGACCGUCUGGGAACAUGGCCCUGCAGGUGUCAGCUCUGGCCCUUCUCCUGGCCCUUCCGCCCCUGCUGUCUGCCCAGGGAGCGGCACCCAGUCCCAGGCCCACCAAGACUCCAGGCACGUGUAGGAGGGCAGGAGCCUGGACCACGAAGGUGAAGUUUCCCUCCGAGCAGACGGCGUUUCAGGUGAAUGACACGGUGCAGGUGACAUGCCCCGAGGAGCCUGAACCCGGCCCGUUCCCUGCAAAGUGCACCGAGCUGAAGGACCGUGGGGCAGUCUGGGUUAUCAGUGGAGUCAAGUGUCUCAGGAUGUGCAAUGACUGGGUGAGGCAGGUGGAUUUUGACCCUGCACAGACGGAGUUCGGCGUCGGGGCCGAGGCUCGGGUGACCUGUCGGCAGCAGUUCCAGCAGAACUCGUUCAGUGUGACGUGCAGAGAGACGGAGUCGGGACGUUUCGAGUGGGAUUCGGGUGCACACAAGUGUGUCAGAAAAUGUGAAAUACCCAGAACCUGGGACUCCAGAUUGCAGUUUGCCAGCGAGGGGCAGUUCUACGCCCCGGGUGACUCGGUGACGCUGAGCUGCCCUGCGGGGUAUCGGCCGUCACUGCCUGUGAUCGAAUGUGUCAGCAAUGGGAGCCAGGCUGUCUGGAGUGAGACAGCUACCUGCCAAGAAAAAUGUGAAAUACCCAGAACCUGGGACUCCACAUUGCAGUUUGCCCCCACGGGGCCGUUCUACGCCCCGGGUGACUCGGUGACACUGAGCUGCUCUGAGGGGUAUCGGCCAUCACCGCCUGUGAUCGAAUGUGUCAGCAAUGGGAGCCAGGCUGUCUGGAGUGAGACACCCACCUGCCGGGGGGUUUGUACGAGGGCAGGAAACUGGCCCCCGUCGGUCUCUGCUGCCUCCCCACAGACAGAGUUUGCCGUUGGCGAGGAGGUUGAGGUGACCUGUCGCCAGGAGCAGUAUGAGGGGCGCCCGGCUUGGGUGCGAUGCACGGAGACGGCUGGGCGCAUGGAGUGGGACACGAGCCGUGUGAGCUGUGUGGAGAAAUGCCCCAGGCCCCAGUGGGACCCCAGACUCCGGUUCGUGCCAGACCGGCCGUUUUAUGGCUGGAAUGAACAGACGACGUUGAGCUGCCCUGGGGGGUUCCAGCCUUCGCUCUCUGCGAUCAGAUGUGUGGGAUGGGGUCAGACCCAGAGUCACUGGACUGUGUGGGACCGGGGUGCCUGGCGCCGUAUCACCGAGAACGUUACCUGUGCAGAAAAAUGUAAAAUACCCAGAACCUGGGACUCCAGAUUGCAGUUUGCCCGCAAGGGGCCGUUCUACGCCCUGGGUGACUCGGUGACACUGAGCUGCCCUGUGGGGUAUCGGCCGUCACCGCCUGUGAUCGAAUGUGUCAGCAAUGGGAGCCAGUUUGUCUGGAAUGAGACAGCCACCUGCCGGGGGGUCUGUACGAUGGCAGGAAACUGGCCCCCGUCGGUCUCUGCUGCCUCCCCACGGACGGAGUUUGCCGUUGGCGAGGAGGUUUGGGUGACCUGUCGCCGGGAGCAGUACGAGGGGAGCCCGGCCUGGGUGCGAUGCACGGAGACGGCUGGGCGCGUGGAGUGGGACACGAGCCGUGUGAGCUGUGUGGAGAAAUGCCCCAGGCCCCAGUGGGACCCCAGACUCCGGUUCGUGCCAGACCGGCCGUUUUAUGGCCAGAAUAAACAGACAACGCUGAGCUGCCCUGGGGGGUUCCAGCCUUCGCUCUCUGCGAUCAGAUGUGUGGGAUGGGGUCAGACCCGGAGUCACUGGACUGUGCGGGACCGGGGCGCCUGGCGCCGUAUCACUGAGAUCGUUACCUGUGCAGAGACCCCCCGGAUCGUCCCAGGGGCCCUGGAGAUUUCACCCACCACCAUCAAACUGCGCUGGACGUGUGAGCCCCCCGAAUCCUGCCAGGGCAGCUGGAAGAUACAGGCCCAAUGCCGGCAGGAUGGACCCCUGUCAGACCCCUGCCGGAGACUAGAGCACACCACCAGAGAGCAGCCGUUACAGGGACAGGACAGAACAGUAACGUGCAGCUCCCUGCACCCCUUCACUUCCUACAAUGUCACUAUCUCUGGGGGCUACCCAGCGACCAGACCACCCAGCACUGUCCUCUAUAGCCGGCGGGUCAACACGAGUGAAGCAGCCCCAGACCAACCCAAGAUCAAGCCACUGGAUCCCAGCACCAAAACCCUCAGGUGGAAGCAGCUGCCGCCCUGCAAAGGGGAGAUCGUCGGGUACCAGCUGAACAUCACAGCCUGGAGAGAGUACGACAGCGAUUUCCUCGAGGUUGAGGAGCUGCGGGUGAAUCAGUCGGUCACCAAGUACCUGCUGCAGCCCUGGAGACACGGGAGCAACUACACAGUGACAAUCCAGGGCCUCACGGCGGCCGGCCUUGGGCAGGCGUCGCGCUGGGACUUUGAAACCAACAUCUCUGAGCCAGACAUCCCCGCCAGCGUCACCGCCCUGAGCGUCUACAGCAUCUCCCCGUCGAAUGGGACGGCUCUAAUCCCCCUGCAGCCCGUCCCUGGGCUCCAUGGACCCAUCAGGGAGUAUCAGAUCAUUGUAUCUGCGAUGCAGAACGGCAGCAAAGCGGACGCCUGCCGCUCACCAGGUCUGCAGCCGUUCAACUCCAGCCUGGAGCGUGACAUGUACCUGGCUGCCGUGCUCCCCGCGCAGAACCUCACAGGCCCGACUGACUUCGUGCUGGGCGACGGGGCCCGUCACUCCGGGUACUACAAUGCUCCCCUCCGCCCCCACAGGAACUACACGGCCUUCGUCCGUGUCGUCAGCCGCUGGAAGCAGAUGGAGAAAUCCAGCUGUGUGCGCUAUGACUUCUCCGUUGGAGAGGCCCAGACUCCCCAGCCCGGGGGCCUGGCGCUAGCCGUGGCGGUGCCGGUGCUGGUGCUGUUGGCCACAGGGGCCCUGCUGCUGUGGUUCCUGCUCGCCAGGAAGAAGCGGAACGACUCAAAGGACCACAACAGCAAUGGGGCAAUCCCCCUGAAGAGGAACCGAGGAGCAGGCGCAAGCAGGCUGCGCACGCAGAUCCCGGUGGCUGAACUGCUGGAGUCUCUGAAGCGGUUUAAGAGAGCGGAAAUGGAGGAGGAGGGGAUAGAGGACGACGCAAAUCCCGAACGGCCCCCAGUGGGGCGCAAUGCGGAGUACCAGAAACUGGUCUCAGGUUUACUGCAUCCAAGCCAUGCUGGCAAGGAGCCCUGCAACCAGGCCAAGAACCGCUACAAGAGCGUCAUCCCAUACGAUCACUGCCGUGUGGUGCUGCAGUCCGCCAGCCCGGGAGCUGAUUACAUCAACGCCAGCUACGUCGAUAGCUACAGGAGCCCCUGCUUCUUCAUCGCUGCUCAGGGCCCGCUGCCCGGCACCGUGGUGGAUUUCUGGCAGAUGAUCUGGCAGGAGAAGACCUCGGCCAUUGUGAUGUUAACGGGCCUGGUGGAGCAGAACAAGACCAAGUGUGAGCAGUACUGGCCGGAGGGCGAGCAGCUGUACGGGGACUUCACGGUGACACUCAGCAACAUCUGGACAACCACGGGGCUGGUCACACGCACCUUCCGCCUGCAGAGGGCCGGUUCUCCUCUCCCGAGACACAUACAGCAGUUUCACUACCUGCUGUGGCCAGACCACGGGGUCCCCAGCAACGCGGCCCGGCUCCUGCAGCUGGUGGAGAUGGUGAAUGAGAGGGUGUCGGAGGCGCCUGCCGGCCCCGUGCUCGUGCACUGCAGUGCAGGGAUCGGCCGCACAGGCACCUUCAUCGCCCUGGACAUCCUCCUGAAGAUGGCGCGGGCCGAGGGCAGCGUGGAUGUUUUCCGCUGCGUGCAGAGGCUGCGGGAGCAGCGGGUCAGCAUGGUGCAGACGAAGGAGCAGUACAUCUUCCUCUACGAGGCGCUGCUGGAGGGGCUGCUGUGCGGGAACACCGGGGUCCUGGCGGACAGCGUCCCCAGCCACGUCAGCCGCCUGCGCCAGCCCGACGCCCAGUCGCAGAGCAACGGGUUCUCGCGGGAGUUCAAGGCCUUGCAGAAGUUUUCCGAACUCUUCCAGCUCUCCCCGUGCAAGGAGGCCCAGCAGCCCAGCAACCAGCCCAAGAACCGCAAGCCGACCAUCUUGCCAGCGGAUUGCAACCGCCCCAUCCUGAUGUCCUCGCUGAACGCGGACGGCUCGCCUGGCUACAUCAACGCGGUGUUUGUCGGGACGUACGCGGAAGAAGACAACGUCAUCGUCACCCAGCUGCCGCUCAGGGAGACGCUGGUGGAUUUCUGGGCCCUGCUCUGGGACUACACCUGCACCAUGCUGGUCAUGCUGAACCGCCUCGAGGAGCUGGACCAGACAUACCUGGCGUUCUGGCCUGCACACGGAGAGGCCUCUUACGGCCGUUUCCACGUCGAGCUGAUCUCGGAGGAGCCGGGAGCUGGCUUCACCAUCCGCACACUCGCUGUAACCAACAGGCAGCAGCCCAAGAAGCCCGCGCAGGAGAUCAGGUUGUGGCAAGUAGACGACUGGCCCAUGCAGCAGCAGCUCCCCCCACGCCCUGCCACCAUCAUCAGCCUGCUGGGGGAGGUGGAGCGGAGCCGGCGGACGAGCCAGGACAGCCACGUUCUCGUCACUUGCUGGGACGGUGCCAGCCGCUGCGGGCUCUUCUGUGCCGCCAGCUUCAUGUGUGAGCAGAUCCGCAGUGAGGGGCUGCUGGACGUCUCGCAGGCGGUGAGAAUGCUGAAGCGCCGGCGACGGCAGAUGAUCAAGGACGUGGCGCAGUACACGUUCUGCUACGAGUUAGCCCUGAGCUACCUGGACUCAUUCAAACUCUAUGGGAAUUUCAAAUAGAGGCGAGCAAGGGACCGUCUCCAGUCAGGACCUGCCGCUGCUGCUGCUUCUCGUGGCACCUCCAUGCUGCUCUGUGCCUGGGCAGACACCCUGUCCUGGGGGGUGAGCCGGGGCCAUGGAACCUGGCAGAGACGAGAAGGGCCCUGGCCGUGCCGGCUGGGACGCUCUGGACUCCAGACACUCCGUAUCCUGGAGCCCCCGCAGCUGGCUGAAGCAGACAAUUUCCUCUGGGAUCAUUUCCAGGGUGG